This is a messenger RNA of Thlaspi arvense, 1806 nucleotides long. Lineage: Eukaryota; Viridiplantae; Streptophyta; Magnoliopsida; Brassicales; Brassicaceae. The record is from the annotation of a GenBank genome assembly.
UGAAAUUUGAAACACUGCGUUUUGGUCUUUUUAAUCUCUCUGCUGUAUUCGUUGCCGCCUCCGGCGUUAUCCGUAAGCGUUUGUCAUUCCGCCGUCAAUGGAGCUUCUCCUCUCCUUCCGCUCCGUCGGCGUUCAUCUUAUCCGGCAAGCCGCUCCGAUCUUAACCAGAGGGGGAAGAGUCUCAAGGCCCGUCUCUAAGAAUCUCUUCGUUCUCCUAUUCUCCACAUCUCCUAAAACCCCUCUUCUUAAACCUCGCGCCGCGUCAUCAGAAGAGAACUCUCUUGUGUUUAAGGGAGACGAGCGUGUGGUGGGUCUUCUGGGAAAGGCAAAUGACGCAUUCGAUAACGUCGACCGGUUUCAGAGCUCGAGCACGAUUGUGGCGAUCGUGACGCCGAUCGGUGGGCCACCUGGAGCGGUGGGAAUCGUGCGGUUGUCGGGACCUAACGCCGUGGAAAUCGCACGGCGAGUCUUUCGUUCGGCUAAGAAAAGGAGGAAGAAGGCGAGCGAUUGCUCCGAGGUUUCGGAUUCGGAUCCAUGGAGUCCCACUAGUCAUUUCGUUGAGUACGGAGUCGUCGUUGAUUCAAAAGGCAAUGUUGUUGACGAGGUAUUAGCAGUGCCCAUGUUGGCUCCUCGGUCAUACACAAGGGAGGAUGUAGUUGAGCUCCAGUGUCACGGGAGCGAAGUUUGUCUGCGUCGCGUUUUGAGGACUUGUGUUGAAGCUGGAGCAAGAUUAGCAGAACCAGGAGAGUUUACACUUCGUGCCUUCUUAAAUGGGCGUUUAGACCUAACGCAAGCUGAAAAUGUUGAGAAACUCAUAUCGGCCAAGUCCUCUGCUGCUGCAGAUGCUGCUUUGGAAGGGAUUCAGGCAUACGUAGAGAGUGCGUUAGAUACAGCAAACUAUGACAAGCUUCUUCGAAGCGGGUUGCAGAUAGCUAUUGUUGGGCGUCCGAAUGUCGGGAAGUCAAGUCUUUUAAAUGCCUGGAGCAAAAGUGAGAGAGCCAUUGUUACAGAAGUUGCUGGAACUACUCGAGACGUAGUGGAAGCUAAUGUUACAGUCCGUGGUGUGCCAAUCACACUUCUUGACACUGCUGGUAUCAGAGAAACUGACGACAUUGUCGAGAAAAUAGGAGUUGAGAGAUCAGAAACCGCUGCUAAGGUUGCUGAUGUCAUAAUCAUGGCGGUGAGUGCUGUCGAAGGCUGGACUGAAGAAGACACUGAGCUUCUACAUAAGAUCCAAUCGGACAAGCCUAUGAUUCUAGUGAUGAACAAAAUGGACUGUGCUCCUUCUGAUUGCUGUGAUCAACUAGAAGAUACGAAGAGAGAAGUUUUCCAUAAAUCUGUGUUUACAUCUGCUGUAACUGGUCAAGGAAUCGAAGAGCUUGAAGAAGCAAUUUUGGAGAUUCUUGGUCUUGAUCGUGUCCCCAUUGGAGGACAUCAAUGGACAGUGAAUCAGAGGCAAUGCGAACAGCUCGUGCGGACAAAAGAAGCGCUCGUGAGGCUGAGAGAAGCGAUCAGAGAUGAGAUUCCGAUUGAUUUCUGGACGAUUGAGCUGAGAGAAGCUGCUUUGGCUCUUGCUCAGAUCAGUGGCCAAGAUGUCUCUGAAGAAGUCUUAUCCUCCAUUUUUUCCAAGUUUUGUAUUGGUAAAUAAAUUAACUAUUGCUAAAUUAAAACCCCCAAACAAAUACUAAACUAUAUCAUUGACACAAUACGCUGUUUUUUUUUUUUUUUUAAACGUAGUAAAACGUCUGUUUUAAAAAAUGUCCUCAUUGAUUUUGUUGAUUGUAAGUACAAUUAUCGUUAACGAAC